AGUCCCUCAAGUGUCAUUUUCUCACAUAUACUUCACACAAAAGAAACAGCCAUUCACUUCACAUACCUUGUCAUUUCUUUCUCUCUCUCUCUCUCUCUCUCCUUCCUCUCUCAAUCUUAAAUCUCAUCAUCUCUGCAACUACUCCAUCAACUUGAUUGAAUGCUUGAAACUCCAUCACACACUCAAAAACACAUAACUUCAGAAUAUCCAAUCAAUUAUUAAUUACACCUCCAUCUUGCAGUCUCUAACCUAGCUAACCUUCCAACUGUCUCUAUAUAUAAUUUUUUCCACUCCUUACAAAAAAAUUCAUACUAUUAUUAUUAUAUUCAACACAAGUGAAGAUAAAGGAGUGUUGAUACAAUUUCAAGCCAAAAACAAAACACUAAUUGUUUUGGUGAAGGUGUAGAUAGCAAAAGAUGGAGUUAUUUCCAGCACAACCAGAUUUGUCUUUGCAAAUUAGUCCUCCAAAUACAAAACAAACAACAACAAGUAAUUGGAAGAGAACAACAACAACAGAAGAAGAAAUGGAUUUGGGGUUUUGGAAAAGAGCUUUGGAUUCAAGAAACUCUUUAUCAUCAUCAAUGGCUUCUUCUAAAACUGAUAAUUACUCUUUUGACCUCUCUCUUUCAAAUCCAACAAAGCCUUUAGAUUCAAACAACAACACUUCAAAUAACCUCAUUCAUCAUCAUCACUUCCAAAAUAGUGGAAAUAAUAAUGCAAACAACCCUUAUCAAUCUUUUCAUCAAAAUAAUUACUUUCAACACCCCCAUCCCCAACCACUCUUUCAACACCACCAGCCACAUCAACAACACCAAAGCUUAAGCCAAGAACUUGGUUUUCUUAGACCUAUUAGAGGAAUUCCUGUUUAUCAAAACCCUCCUCCUUUGUCAUUCCCUCAACUUCAUAAUCAUAAUCAUAAUCUAAAUCAUCUUCAUAUUUUAGAUGGUACUACUACUACUACACCUUCUUCUAUUUCUAACACCAACAACACAAGUUCAAGCCCUUUUCAAUCACAAGCUUUGAUGAGGUCAAGAUUCUUGUCAAGAUUCCCAGCAAAAAGAAGCAUGAGAGCUCCAAGGAUGCGUUGGACUACUACACUUCAUGCUCGAUUUGUUCAUGCUGUUGAACUCUUAGGUGGCCAUGAAAGAGCUACUCCAAAAUCAGUUCUUGAACUAAUGGAUGUGAAGGAUCUUACAUUAGCACAUGUCAAGUCUCACUUACAGAUGUAUCGGACGGUGAAAACUACAGAUAGAGUAGGAGCUUCAUCAGGGCAAUCUGAUGUAUACGAUAAUGGAUCAUCUGGAGACAAUUCUGAUGACAUAAUGUUUGACAUUAACUCUUCAAGAAGAUCAUCUGAUUUAUCCAUUAAGCAGCAAGGAAGAUCAAGUGUUAAUCAAGAUAAAGAAUGUUAUGGUCUUUGGAGCAACUCUUCCCGGGAAGCUUGGUUACAUGGUAAACCAAAGGUUGAUUCUAUUGGAAACAUGCAAUCUCUUGAGAAGGAAAUGGAUCCAAAGUGUCUAAGCUAUGAGAGAAUAUCAGAUGGCAGUUCAUCUACAAACCUAUCAGGAUCAAGCCCAAAGAAACCUAAUUUGGAUUUGGAAUUCACCCUAGGCCAACCUCUUUGAGAUUUCACCCUAGCUUCUGAAAAAAAUAUAUUAUUCAUUAUUUACUACUACAUUUCUCUGAAACUGAAAGAGUUAGAGCAAUGGAAGCUGGUGAGAAAAUCAGAGAAAGAGAAAGCUAAAAGAAAAAAAGAAAGAAAGAAAAGUAAAAGGAGCUAAAGAAAGAAACACAAGGAGACAAGAAAGACAGAAAGCAACAAAAGAAGAGGGGGGUAGGGUGAAAAAGCAUGGCCUUCCUAUCAGAGUUCAUUGUGUUAGAUCCAAAUCAACAUAUUAUAUUUUUCUUUGGUAAAUAUAUGAAAUCUAAUUGAUUUGUAAUGUUUUGCAAUUUGAGAGAGAAAGAGACGUGAGAGAGAGAGAGAGAGAGAGGGUGAGCUUUUAGGCAUGUUAAAGUAUGAAGUGAUCCUUGGUAAUUGUAAUGGAGCACUUUAUGUUUAUGAAAUAUAUUUAGAUGUUUUCCACCAAA
Molecule: messenger RNA, 2088 nt
Organism: Medicago truncatula (barrel medic)
Lineage: Eukaryota; Viridiplantae; Streptophyta; Magnoliopsida; Fabales; Fabaceae
Product: probable transcription factor KAN2
Exons: 6
Coding region: 417-1625 (402 amino acids)
Biological process (GO): regulation of DNA-templated transcription; abaxial cell fate specification
Cellular component (GO): nucleus
Molecular function (GO): transcription cis-regulatory region binding
Source: RefSeq, a predicted model, not a curated record